Meriones unguiculatus (Mongolian gerbil) is the source of this 6418-nucleotide messenger RNA. RefSeq names its product protein tyrosine phosphatase non-receptor type 3 (gene Ptpn3). The record is from RefSeq and is a predicted model, not a curated record. Gene Ontology annotation, biological process: protein dephosphorylation. Lineage: Eukaryota; Metazoa; Chordata; Mammalia; Rodentia; Muridae. Gene Ontology annotation, molecular function: protein tyrosine phosphatase activity; cytoskeletal protein binding. The transcript has 26 exons. Gene Ontology annotation, cellular component: cytoskeleton; cytoplasmic side of plasma membrane; cytoplasm. Bases 274 to 3015 code for a protein of 913 amino acids.
GGCGGAAGAGGCCGGCAGGAACGCCCGCCAGUUAGGGGCCCUGAAAGCCUUGGGAAGGGCUAACCCGCCGGGCGACCUGGGACCAGAAAAAGAGCACCACGACCCCCCAACUCAGCCACGGAGCCGCUGGAGUCAGCGCGACUCCCAUACUCAGCCACAGAGCCGCGGUGCAAGGCUCGCUGUGAUUUCAAAGACUUGCUGAGCGCUCAAGUCCUUGCCAUUCCCAGGCAUGCAAUUCGGGAAAGAGAGGCACACAGUUACUCCGCGGUCGUUAUGACCUCCCGGUUACGUGCGCUGGGUGGAAGAAUUAAUAAUAUACGAACCUCUGAGUUACCCAAAGAGAAAACUCGAUCUGAGGUCAUCUGCAGCAUACGCUUUUUAGAUGGCUUGGUACAGACCUUUAAAGUUAAUAAACAAGAUUUGGGCCAGUCCCUUCUGGAUCUGGCAUACGGUCACCUGGGCGUAGCGGAGAAGGAGUACUUUGGCUUGCAACAUGGAGAUGACCCAGUGGACUCCCCUAGAUGGCUCGAGGCAAGCAAACCCCUGAGGAAGCAGCUGAAAGGAGGUUUCCCCUGUACCCUGCAUUUUCGAGUAAGAUAUUUUAUACCUGAUCCCAACACACUGCAGCAGGAGCAAACCAGGCACUUGUAUUUCUUACAACUGAAGAUGGAUGUUUGUGAAGGAAGGUUAACCUGCCCUCUCAACUCAGCGGUGGUUCUAGCAUCCUAUGCAGUACAAUCUCAUUUUGGAGACUUUAAUUCUUCCAUACAUCAUCCAGGCUAUCUUGCCGACAGCCAGUUCAUACCCGAUCAAAAUGAUGACUUUUUAAGCAAGGUGGAGUCGCUCCAUAAACAGCACAGUGGGCUAAAGCAGUCAGAAGCCGAAUCUUGCUACAUCAACAUAGCUCGGACCCUUGACUUCUACGGAGUGGAGCUUCAUGGAGGCAGGGAUCUGCACAAUUUGGAUCUAAUGAUCGGAAUUGCUUCUGCGGGCAUUGCAGUAUACCGGAAAUACAUUUGCACAAGUUUCUACCCUUGGGUGAACAUACUCAAAAUUUCUUUCAAAAGGAAAAAGUUCUUCAUACACCAGCGGCAAAAACAGGCUGAAUCCAGGGAACAUAUUGUGGCCUUCAACAUGCUAAAUUACCGAUCUUGCAAAAACUUGUGGAAAUCCUGCGUCGAGCACCAUUCAUUCUUUCAGGCAAAAAAGUUACUACCUCAGGAAAAGAAUGUUCUAUCUCAGUACUGGACUCUAGGCUCCAGGAACCCUAAAAAGUCUAUAAAUAACCAAUAUUGCAAAAAGGUGAUCGGAGGGAUGGUGUGGAACCCAGCCAUGCGGAGGUCCUUAUCGGUGGAACGGCUAGAAACCAAGAGCCUGCCUUCCCGCUCCCCUCCCAUCACUCCCAACUGGCGAAGUCCUCGGCUCCGGCAUGAAAUCCGCAAGCCCCGCCAUUCCUCUGUGGACAACCUGGCGAAUGAGAUGACCUACAUCACAGAAACCGAAGAUGUGUUCUAUACCUACAAGGGAUCCCUGUCCCCCAAAGACAGCGAUUCUGAAGUUUCCCAGAACCACAGCCCACACCAAGAGAGUCUGUCUGAAAACAACCCAGCCCAAAGCUGCCUGACCCAGAAGUCAUCCAGUUCUGUGUCUCCGUCUUCAAAUGCUCCAGGCUCCUGCUCCCCAGAUGGAGUUGACCAGCAGUUCUUAGAAGACUACCACAAGGUGACCAAAGGGGGCUCCAUCGAAGACGCCAGCCAAUACUACUGUGAUAAGAAUGAUGAUGGUGAUGGCUACCUAGUCCUGAUCCGUAUCACACCAGAUGAAGAUGGAAGAUUCGGGUUCAAUCUUAAGGGAGGAGUGGAUCAAAAGAUGCCUCUUGUGGUCUCAAGGAUAAACCCGGAGUCACCUGCGGAUACCUGCAUGCCUAAGCUGAACGAAGGGGAUCAGAUCGUACUGAUCAAUGGCCGGGACAUCUCAGAGCACACUCAUGACCAGGUGGUGAUGUUCAUCAAAGCAAGUCGGGAGUCCCACUCGAGAGAACUGGCCCUGGUGAUCAGGAGGAAAGCUGUUCGAUCACUGGCAGAGAUCAGAUCAGAAGAUGAGCUGAGUCAGCUUUUCCCAGAAGCCAUGUUUCCUGCAUGUCCUGAUGGUGGGAACAGUCUGGAGGAAUCCAUGGAGCUACUAAAGAAAGGUCUGGAAAGCGGUACAGUGCUGAUCCAGUUUGAGCAACUCUACAGAAAGAAGCCGGGCUUAACCUUCACAUUUGCAAAGCUGCCUCCGAAUUUGGAUAAAAACAGAUACAAAGAUGUGUUGCCAUAUGACACUACUCGGGUAUUAUUGCAGGGAAAUGAAGAUUAUAUUAAUGCGAGUUAUGUGAACAUGGAGGUUCCCACUGCUCAGCUUGUGAACAAGUACAUCGCCGCUCAGGGACCGCUGCCACACACCUGUGCACAGUUUUGGCAGGUCGUCUGGGAUCAGAAGUUGUCUCUCAUCGUCAUGCUGACGACGCUCACAGAGCGAGGGCGGACCAAAUGUCACCAGUACUGGCCCGAUCCUCCUGACGUCAUGGACCAUGGCAUCUUUCACAUCCAGUGUCAGGCCGAGGAUUGCACCAUUGCUUACGUGUCCCGAGAAAUGCUAAUUACAAACACUGAGACUGGGGAAGAACACACAGUGACCCAUCUUCAGUAUGUCGCAUGGCCUGACCACGGCGUGCCCGACGACUCCUCAGACUUCUUGGAGUUUGUGAAGUACGUGAGGUCCCUGAGGGUGGACGGUGAGCCUGCCCUGGUUCACUGCAGUGCUGGAAUAGGUCGAACAGGUGUGUUGGUCACCAUGGAAACAGCCAUGUGCUUAAUUGAGAGGAACCUGCCUGUUCACCCACUGGAUAUUGUCCGGAAAAUGAGAGACCAGCGCGCCAUGAUGGUACAGACAUCAAGCCAGUACAAGUUUGUGUGUGAAGCAAUUCUUCGAGUGUAUAAAGAAGGCUUAGUCCAGAGGCUGGAUCCCAGUUAGGACAACUGUGAAGUGUUCAUUCCUCCUCCCCUAGGGCGACUUCCUGAAGAAGGGGACACACAUUGCCCUGGAGGCCCCCAGAGAUGCUGGUCACUGGGAAAGGAAUGAGCUCAUUUGAACCCUGGCACUUUAAAUUUCUGUGGAAAAGAUACCCUGUACAUAGGAACUGAUGAUGUAGACAUGCAUGCAGCUAUGACUUCUUUGGGCCCAGAGAGAUAAGCAAACAGGGGAUCUCCAUUUGGGGACUGUGUCUCUCCCUACAUAUCACCAUCUCCUGUCAGCCAUCCUCGAGCAAUGAGAGGGGACGCCAGCGGUGCUGUGGAUGCCCUCCCGCCAGAAGCCAGACAGCAUGGCUGCUUGUGGUUGCUCAGGUGUUUUGUGUGUUGAUCUGUGUGGGACUCCAAGGGCUGAACUUCCUUGGCAGUUGGCAUCCAUUACCCCCGACACUAGGGAAAACUCAGAUGAAUGUACCACAGGUGGGGCACAAGGGACAACAGGCUGGAGGAUGAACAGGGUCUAUUCUGCCCUCCUUCCCUCCCUCCCUCUGCCUCAUCUCUACUCCUUCUGCGCUCAUGUUCCAAAGCACCCCAUUUCCCACCCAUGCAUUCCUUUUCUUCAGGAUCACACCCAGUGCCUGAACCAGUUUCAGAAUCAAUGUUCAGGUGAAUUCUCAGCCAAGACUGGGAACUAGAUUCUCUGCAUAAUGCUGAGUCUUAGCUUUAGACGCAGACGAGCCUCUGCUCACCCCUUACUGUGUACUCAGACGCCAUGACUGGAAUCGCCAACUACUGAAUCUAUGUGGACUGCUGCUACUUCAAGCUCUCACACUUGAAACAGGACAGUUUUCCUGGGGGUGGGGGAUAAAAGCAUCCGAAUAUUCAGAAUUUUGGACCCUUCUGAGAAAUGACCUUCUAGUAAGUGACCAUAAGAAACACUGCUUCUCAAGGGUGGUGUGUGUGUGUGUGUGUGUGUGUGUAUGUGUGUGUGUGUGUAUGAUGGGUGACUUUCUCAGGAUUCCUAACUUGAUUAAAAAUACUGUUGAGUUUAUAUAAAGAAUGAGUCUCUGUAUGGAAGAACAAAUGUGUUCAUUUACCCUUGGCUACAAUGGUCUCCAUUUCAUUUCAAAGGAGAGAAUCAGACUAUCUGGAUAUAAAGACAAUUUGAUGUUAAUUUAUUCUAAAUACUCCAGGAUUUUGAUUGUCCUAAAGAAUUCUGCUCUGUGAAUACCAUGUUAAUUUUUUUUUAAAUUUGUGGCAGGAUUGUAGCGAAUUAUUAUUUAAGGAAAAUAAAUUACAUGAAUGCUUUAAGAUGGUAUUUUAAAAUAGCCGUGUUUAUGUAUCCAGAAGAAUGCCAGCAGGUUUCUUAAUGGUAUUAUGAGAAAAGGAUACUUUGUUAUUAUCAUGUAAGUAGAUAAAGCUACAUAGAUAUUUAGCAGGCACUGGACCAGUUAAAGCAUUUCCUAGUUGCAAGAUGGGUAAGGACCUGUGCAAAGGAGCCCAGGUUUCUGAAGUUUCCUUGUCUGUAGGCUCAGCUUAUCUGUCUACUUCCCUCCUGCCUAUCUUUUACCCACACACAUCCUACUACUCAGUGACUUGAGUGGGAAGGUACAAUGUCCAGUGCCCUGUACUGGCACUGUAUAAUGAGAAACUGGGAUUCAGUUCUCCACACUGCUCAACACUAAGUAACCCUCAGCCUUGGAAGCUGGGAUCUGUGCCUCUGUUUCCUUCUGUGUAAAAUAAAGAGAGACAACACUUGGAACUUGAGGACAAAAUGAGAUCACAUUAUGGAAACUAAUUUCCAGCCACUAGAGGCCUAGGGAGGCUAUCUUCUGUGGUUGGCUUCAAAUGCAUCAGACAAAUGGAACCCAUAGGAUUUUCAUAGGACAGUGUUGUCGAGGGAAAAAGUACCAAAGGCAGAGGACAGAUACCUUUUUUCAACCUGGAUUCUGAGAACCUCAGCCUAGCACCAAAAGGAGGAGCAGAAAAUGCUGGGUAAAAUUCAGUGGUAUGAGGCUGCUUUAACAAGUCAUCAUUGUUUGAUAGAAAUGUUUAUUGCCAUCCUGUGUGCAAAGCAUUUUCGGAGUCUAAAUGUCCUUGGAGACAGUUUUAUUAUUUUCUAGAAACAAGUUGUUGAGUGUGGUCAUGAAAAUGCUGCUGUUACACUUACAUAAUAUUCUGUGAAGCUUGAAAAGGCUGCAGCUGGCCUCUGUCUCUGCCACUGUAUGGGGCCAGCAGUCCAGACACUGCAGAUGUAAACAGAGUCCAUGGGAUCCUGGGAAGGACAAGAAAACAAAAUGAUCUCAAGGAGCAGAAUGCAAUGCCCAAGUGAACUGGAUCAAAUUACCAAUUAAAAACUAAACUUCUGAGCUCCUAUUUUCCUGUACCCACACUUCUACAGUUGCUCUUAAGAAACCAUGUUUCAAAAAAAGAAAGGAAAAAAAACUAUGUUUCAUCCUAAGAAUCACAUCAGAAUCAGGCUAAGUAUUUUGCCUGGGAAAUUUGACUGGAUAUGAAUGGAGUAUAUUCUUAUAUCCUACAUUCUAGCACUUUCCAGAACAUAUUAGACAGCCCAGGGUGCUGACUUCAUCCAAGUGGUUCCCUGCUAGAACCCACACCUACUGUUUUGAUUUUUUGGAAAGAAAAAUUAAGUGAAGUUUGUCUAGGGGUAGGAGACAGGGUGAAUGGAUCUCCAACUUGUGGUAUUUUUAGCUGCCUCCAAGGGUCACAUUGGUACCUAAAUAUGUAUUGAGACUUGUUAGAUUCUCUCACCACUGUGUUCCCACACACCUUUAUCCUUUGUAAGUAUCACUUUGGGAGCAGCAAGUAGCCUCCCCAUCCCCCAAAGGGAACAAAGAGGCAGGCCUAGUCCACACCUGGCGUUACCCUCAGCCCUCAGUUUGUCUAUUUCUUUUUUGUUUGUUUGUUUUUGUUUUUGUUUUGUUUUGUUUUGUUUUUUUAUGUUGAGAGGGACUGAUGAUUGGGUGGACUUGAUGAGCUCACAAUGAUAUUUCAGGGAAACAGAAUUUAACCUUAACCAAAUCUGAAGGGCUGACAGAGAAACGUAGGCCAUGCCUGUGACUUGUCUCCAAGAGAUUGACUCAGCCCUUGUCACUGUGGAUAAAGAUAAAGAUCGUUCACCCUCCUUGUUUGUAUCUGUCCUCCUAGAGCAGACUUAAUAAAGAUGGCAAAGCCCUGUGGCCUCAGCCUGAGGAGUCAAACCUCAGAGCCUGGGGAUAGCUCUGGAGCAAACAAAGGAUUGUGCUAAGCCAUAUUUUGUAAAGUAUCUUAGUCGAUCAAUAUGUGUUUCUGUAAAUUUGGAAUGUUUUUCAUCCUGACUUGUUGUCAGAGACUCUACUGAAAAGCAGUUUGAUCAAUAUAAAAACAUUCAAAGCUAUGCAACACUA